GGGGUCCCGGCUCGCGGCCGGUCCCUCCGCGGCCCGGAGCGCGCGGAGCUGGGAACGGCUUGGCCAUGGCCGUGAGGAGGGACUCCGUGUGGAAGUACUGCUGGGGAGUUUUGAUGGUUUUAUGCAGAACUGCCAUGUCCAGAUCGAUAGUUUUAGAGCCUAUCUAUUGGAAUUCCUCCAACUCCAAAUUUCUACCUGGACAAGGACUGGUACUAUACCCACAGAUAGGAGACAAAUUGGACAUUAUUUGCCCCAAAGUGGACUCUAAAACUGUUGGCCAGUAUGAAUAUUAUAAAGUUUACAUGGUUGAUAAAGACCAGGCAGACAGAUGCACUAUUAAGAAGGAAAACACCCCUCUCCUCAACUGUGCCAGACCAGACCAAGAUGUAAAAUUCACGAUCAAGUUUCAAGAAUUCAGUCCUAAUCUCUGGGGUCUAGAAUUUCAGAAGAACAAAGAUUAUUAUAUUAUAUCUACAUCAAAUGGGUCUUUGGAGGGCCUGGAUAACCAGGAGGGAGGGGUGUGCCAGACAAGAGCCAUGAAGAUCCUCAUGAAAGUUGGACAAGAUGCGAGUUCCGCUGGAUCAACCAGGAAAAAUGAUGCAACAAGGCGUCCAGAACUAGAAGCUGGUACAAAUGGAAGAAGUUCAACGACAAGUCCCUUUGUAAAACCAAAUCCAGGUUCUAGCACCGACGGCAGCAGCGCCGGGCAUUCGGGGAACAACAUCCUCGGUUCCGAAGUGGCCUUAUUCGCAGGGAUUGCUUCAGGAUGCAUCAUCUUCAUUGUCAUCAUCAUCACGCUGGUGGUGCUCCUGCUCAAGUACCGCAGGAGACACCGCAAGCACUCGCCGCAGCACACGACCACGCUGUCGCUGAGCACGCUGGCCACGCCCAAGCGCGGCGGCAACAACAACGGCUCCGAGCCCAGUGACAUUAUCAUCCCCUUAAGGACCGCGGACAGCGUCUUCUGCCCCCACUACGAGAAGGUCAGCGGGGAUUACGGGCACCCGGUGUACAUAGUGCAGGAGAUGCCCCCGCAGAGUCCCGCGAACAUUUACUACAAGGUCUGAGGAGAGCCUGGCGGUACCUUCACGUUCCCAGAGGAGACGGACUGUCCCCGUGCCUCCCGGGGAGGGGCCAGGAGCCCGUGUGCUGCCGAUUGACUGAAGCACAGCCCCCGAGGAGAGGGGACACUCCUUCCCGCAGAGCCCUGCUGAGCUGGACAGCUGACCCGGCCUGCAGCAUUUCAGCCUGGGUGGGCACAGAUGGUCACUGAAGCUGGGGACUGUGUGUAGGGGAUACCAUUGGGACUGCUGGGACAUUAGGCGUCUCAUUCCGAAGCCACGUGCUGCCCUAACUCAGGCCGCGUGAGUCUGGGAAGACAGUGGUUUGUGGCCGCGGGGGCAGUGAGCUCCCUGGGAAAGUGCCCUGGCCACCCCAGGCUGCCACGCUUGCAAGGCCGGCUCUGCCUCGGGCGUGUCCCCCCGAGGUGCCUCCUGGACUUGUUACACGGACCUCGGGCUCCGUAAGGUUUUCAGAUCUCUCUAGCAUUUAGUCCUCACUGUGGCACUCCUGUCUGCAGCACCUCACCUGAGAUUUCCUCCACUCCACAUUGUGCAUCACGAAUGAACACUGAGGCCUGGAGUCCCCUGCUCCAGCGUUUGUGACCACAGCUUCAGCUGAGCGGGUGACCCAUUUCUAGAAAUCAUUUUUGCUGAUAAGGUGCCCUCCAGCCAGAUGCUAGGCUGUCAGCCCAGGGAAACUAGGAGCUGGGGGGCGGGGAAAGGGCUGGCUGCAGAAGCAGGUCAAUGCAGCUGCCUCUGCAAUGGAAAGUUGGGCAGGAAAAAGACGUAAAACAUCAGGUAGCACAGCACUUUGGUCUUGCUGAGAUUGAAGAGGCAAGUAGGAGACACGGUAACACACACAGUGGAUCAUGGUGCAUUGGGAGGAAUUCACUGUUAUCUAAUAGCAAUGUGCAGGAAAAAAAAAUUCCCUCUUCGUCCGGUAGAACAAAGUGGGUAUUGUUGGUAAAGGAACGGGCUGGGAGAGAAGGGAGAAAGUAGGCCGCUGAUGAUCUAUUCGGGCAGGACUGUUGUGGUACUGGCAAUAAGAUCUACAGCUCGAAGCUGUAGGAGAGUCGGUCUGCUUUGGAUGAUUUUUUAAGCAGACUCAGCUGCUAUACUUAUCACAUUUUAUUAAACACAGGGAAAGCAUUUAGGAGAAUAGCAGAGAGCCAAAUCUGACCUAGAAGUUUAAAAGCCAGAGGUCAAACAGGCUGUAAUUCCAUCAUCAUUGACGUGAUUAAAGACUUCUCAUAUAUAAAAGGUAGGUCAGAUUCCCCGUCUCCCCACAGAGGCCCCCUUCCCCGCCCCUCCUCCCCAGUCGAGCCUUAUGACACUUUGGUUGAUAGCGGUGCUGUCCGGGCGGUGAGGGCUGCAGGGCCGCUACUGCCGGAGCCACGGCACCCCGUGCCCUGUGUCCAGGUAAAGCACAUAUGGCGAACCUCUUAGAGUCCUUAAGACAGAAGUAAAUUAUGAUGUCGAGGGGCAGAAGGAAAAUAGCAUGUAUUUAUAAUAGGUAUAUAGAACACAAGGGAUAUAAAAUGAAAGAUUUUUACUAAUAUAUAUUUUAAGAUUGCACACAGUACACACCAGAAGAUGUGAAAUUCAUUUGUGGCAAUUAAGUGGUCCCAACGCUCAGUGCUUUAAAAAAAUAAAAAUUGGACAGCUACUUCUGGGAAAAACAACAUUACUCCAAAAAUAACAAUAAUGAGAGCAAAUAGAAAAAUAAGGGAGCCCUCUGAAGGCAUCUCACGGAAUCGUAGACUAGGAGACACAAGCCCCAACACCAGGAGAUCAGUGCUGCUGCAUCCUGUACUUAGCAACGACGAGAUGUUCUGGCAUUUCUUUUCUGUGUCGGGGUCUCCCUUACCUUACGGCUGAAGUGUUUGCUAGCAGCCAGCAGGUCACACGGGGGCUGCAGUUGAAAGUUUCCUCUGGCUUCCUCCUCCUCUCCUUCCCCCACCCCGUCCCUUCUGGGAAACAAGAAGAAUAAACAGGAAACCUACUUUUUAUGUGCUAUGCAAAAUAGACAUCUUUAACAUAGUCCUAUUACUAUGGUAACACUUUGCUUUCUGAAUUGGAAGAAAAAAAAAAUGUAGCAACAGCAUUUGAACGUUCUCAAACCUCCAGUGAGUACCUGCAAAAAUGAGUUGUCACAGAAAUUAUUAUUCCCUAUUUCCUGAACCUGAAAAUGAUGUUGGUCCAAAGUGCGUGUGUGUAUGUAUGAGUGGGUGUGUGGUAUCCAUGUGUACAUAUAUGUAUAAUAUAUAUCUACAAUAUAUAUUAUAUAUAUCUAUAUCAUAUUUCUGUGGAGGGUUGCUGUGGUGACCAGCCACAGUACAUAUGUAAUUCUUUCCAUCACCCCAACCUCUCCUUUAUGUGCAUUCAUGCAAGAUUUUCUUGUAAGCCAUCGAAAGUUACUUUUAGAAUGGGGGAGAGGGGCGCGAGGGGGAAAAAUGGGAAAUAGUCUGAUUUUAAUGAAAUUCAAUGUCCGUGUCAUUGGUUGGCUACAUUUUGGUCAUAUGCUAAACUGUGAAAAAUCAGAUGAACUGAUGAAGAGUUACCUGCAACCAAUUGAAAAUUGUUCUGUGUGUCUGUCUUGUGUCUGGUGCAGAAGAUGACAAUCUACCAACUGUCCCUUCAUUUGAAGUUGGUUCAGCUUUGGAAAGUUACUGUAAAUGCCUUGCUUGUAUUAUCAUCCCUAGUCACCUGACUUUGGAAUUUGCACCAUCAUGUUUAAGUGAAGAUGCUGUAAAUAGGUUCAGAUUUUACUGUAUAUGGAUUUGGGGUGUUACAGUAGCCUUAUUCACCUUUUUAAUAAAAAAUACACAUGAAAACAAGACAGAAAUGGCUUUUCUUACCUAGAUUGUGUACAUAGAGCAAUGUUGGUUUUUUACAAAGUCUAAGCAAGAUGUUUUGUAUAAAAUCUGAAUUUUGCAAUGUAUUUAGCUACAGCUUGUUUAACGGCAGUGUCAUUCCCCUUUGCACUGUAAUGAGGAAAAAAAUGGUAUAAAAGGUUGCCAAAUUGCUGCAUAUUUGUGCCGUAAUUAUGUACCAUGAAUAUUUAUUUAAAAUUUCGUUGUCCAAUUUGUAAGUAACACAGUAUUAUGCUUGAGUUAUAAAUAUUUUUUUUCUUUCUUUGUUUUAUUUGAAUAGCCUGUCAUAGGUUUUAAAUCUGCUUUAGUUCCACAUUGCAGUUAGCCCCCAGAAAAUGAAAUCCGUGAAGUCACAUUCCACGUCUGUU
Molecule: messenger RNA, 4302 nt
Organism: Cynocephalus volans (Philippine flying lemur)
Lineage: Eukaryota; Metazoa; Chordata; Mammalia; Dermoptera; Cynocephalidae
Gene: EFNB2
Product: ephrin B2
Exons: 5
Coding region: 66-1067 (333 amino acids)
Biological process (GO): blood vessel morphogenesis; ephrin receptor signaling pathway; axon guidance
Cellular component (GO): plasma membrane
Molecular function (GO): ephrin receptor binding
Source: RefSeq, a predicted model, not a curated record